CACACAUCUAGACAAGAGAAUUGCGGUUCAAUUUAUACGGGACCCUGAAAUUUUUACUGAGAUUAGAAAUUUAGAGUCUCCUAUGGUUUUAUGGAUCUUGCCCACCGUAUUUAUCUGCUAUAAUUCUUAACUAUACCACGGGCAAACAAGUUACUACCAAAAUAAUAACCUACAGGAUGGAGCGCUCCGACAGAGCUAUUGCGAGCACCACGCAAGAUGAACAUUUAGCUACCAAAAAUGAGACAGCUAACAGUCGAAUGGGCCUAAAAUACUGGGAAAGCGUGACAAGCGACAUAAACGGUAUGCUUGGUGGUAUUCCAACUGUUCCGGGCUUCGGUUCUGUCUCAAGGAUCGAUCUUCAAGGUUCACGAACAUUUCUAGCAAGGCUAGGAGUAGGUAUCAAAAACGAAAGGAAGCCAGUAGCUAAGGCUGUUGACGUUGGAGCCGGCAUUGGAAGAAUCACUGAAGGCCUUCUUCUCCACGUAGCCGAUUCCGUGGAUGUGGUAGAGCCUGUAGCAAAAUUCACAGAUCGUUUAAAGACGAAGAAAGGUGUUUGCGAUAUAUUUAAUGUUGGCUUGGAGGAUUGGAAGGCUACAGAAGGCGCUCAGUACGAUCUUAUCUGGAUUCAAUGGUGCCUAGGCUAUCUCUCAGAUGAUGAGAUAGUUGACUGUCUCAAGCGUUGUAAGACAACACUAAGAGAUGACAGCAGCCUUGUGGUUAUCAAGGAGAAUUUGAGUUCUGGAAACGAGAAGAUGAUUGACGAUGUAGAUGGAAGUGUUACUAGACGCGAUGAAGACUUCCGAAAGUUGUUUACAUUAGCAGGGCUAAAUCUGGUAAAGACGGAUGUUCAGCGUGGAUUCCCUGAAAUACCACCGAAAAGGUUACUGCCUGUAAGAAUGUAUGCCCUGAAGGCUUAAUAUUACUUGGCUCAUGACAUAAUUUGCUUACAUUAAUAUAAGUCUCACGUCUUUAGAUGAUAUUAAUAGUAUUAAAUAAUAAUACAC
Molecule: messenger RNA, 1004 nt
Organism: [Torrubiella] hemipterigena
Lineage: Eukaryota; Fungi; Ascomycota; Sordariomycetes; Hypocreales; Clavicipitaceae
Source: the annotation of a GenBank genome assembly